This is a messenger RNA of Caenorhabditis remanei, 1026 nucleotides long. RefSeq lists its product as uncharacterized. The record is from RefSeq and is a predicted model, not a curated record. Gene Ontology annotation, cellular component: membrane. The transcript is spliced from 6 exons. Gene Ontology annotation, biological process: sensory perception of chemical stimulus. Bases 1 to 1026 code for a protein of 341 amino acids. NCBI's taxonomy places the organism in Eukaryota, Metazoa, Nematoda, Chromadorea, Rhabditida, Rhabditidae.
AUGUGUUCACCAAGCACAUCAAAUGUUCGAUUUAUUACUUUCAUAAAUACAAGUUAUAUUGAAGCAGAAAACCUUGAUAAUUUAUUUGGAAUUUUUUUAAGAGUGGAGGUGGCUGUGCUGGUUUUCAGCUGGAUAGAGUUCCUGUACACGUUCUACCUUCUUAUCUUUGUCCGAGCCAUGCAUUUCAACCUCACAUUCCUUUUUAUUAACUACGGAGGCCAAUAUUUCGGAUCAAUGUUGUCAAGAUGCAUUAUUAUCUAUAUGCAGCUGUACCCAGAUAAAAACCUUGAGUAUAUUAUCCCACUUGCAAAUUACGUCCGAACAGUCUGUCUGUUCAUUGCAAUGUAUAUUCUCCCAAUAUUUAUGGUUGAACGAUGUCUAGCCUCGUUUUUAGUGAAGAAUUAUGAGAAAUCGAGGAAAGUUUGGGUAUCUUUGAUGAUACUUUCAAUAUUUCAUCCGCUGGUUUUUGCAUCAGCAAUUGCGUAUAUCCAAUGUUGGCUCCCUGUCCCAUUCCACGUUGCCUCCUUCUUUAUUGUCAAUAUUAUCGGCUACAUCGGAGUGGAGAUUUGCUUUCUUUACAAUUCCAAAAGAUACAAAAAAUUUUCAUUAGUGGGACUAACAAAAUUCAACUAUGGCCUAAGCGAACGCUUCCAGUUGGCUGAGAAUAUCAAAAUGUGCAAAGUUUUAAAAAAAGUGCAAAUCGCUAUCCUAUUUUUUAAUAUCGGAUGUUCUUCUAUCCUUCUAAUGGAUUACUUCCGAGUGGAUAUCAUGAUUACAUACUUUUCAUACGUGGCAUUCAAUUUUCUAGCGCUUGUAUACGGUAUCACUAUCCCAAUAAUUGUUCACUUUCUGCUACCGGAAUGGCAAAAGGAAACACGCAGAUUGAUACAUUCCUGUUUGUGUUGUUGCUUGAGGCAUGCAGUUCAAGAGGCUCCGAAAACGACAUUUGGAGAAAAAAUGAUAUAUAAAGAUCAUAGUCAGGAGGCAAAUAUAUACUUUAAUCAGUUUAAUAAAGUCACUCUUUGA